Messenger RNA from Orbicella faveolata, 1775 nucleotides. RefSeq lists its product as uncharacterized. Gene Ontology annotation, biological process: cell migration. The record is from RefSeq and is a predicted model, not a curated record. Lineage: Eukaryota; Metazoa; Cnidaria; Anthozoa; Scleractinia; Merulinidae. Gene Ontology annotation, cellular component: cell surface; membrane.
GCCAGUGUUAGCAAAGCCUCAGUGAAAUUCAGCGCAAUCAUCAAGGGCUAAGAGUUUUGUGGCUGUUUUUGGCGUUCAUUCGCUGAAACAUCUUCUACCGUUCGCGUUGAUCAAAAGGGGAAACUAUUUUUAAGAGGACAGAGAAUAUUUGAAACGAAAAUGAGGCCUAAAUCACUUCUUUUGGCUAUUCUUGUUGUCAGCGUUGCCUUCGCAAUCGAACACACCAUGGCGGACUUCGAUGGCCUAAUUGACAUUGACGAGGACAGUGACGAUCGCGUCUCACAACAUUUUGAGAAAAGAUCGGUGGAAAGCUCUAUUGGCGAAGGCGACGACGAAGAUGAUUACGGUUCUGUAAUAAUGUCCGACGAAAGUGGUAGCGGCAGCGGUGAUGAACCAACUACAGAAGACAGUAUUGUCGAUGUUUCUGUUGUUAGUCCAACCAACGAAAAAGCGACUGCCACAACUGAACAGACCACGACAAUUAACAACGAAAUCACAGAAGGCACAGAGGAACCGACAGAAGACGAAGUGUCAGAGGAACCUACUGAUGGAAAUGAGGUUGGCGAUGGUGAUAUGUUCGGUGGUGGUAUCUCAGAGACAGAUGCACCGGACGAAGAUGAUUCUCCGAACGCCGAAGCACGGGUUGAUGAAAAGAGCGCGUUAGGAGUUCUGACCACCGAAGUUAUUGCAGCAGUGGUUGUGGGAGCCGUUUGUGCUGUGAUUCUCAUUGCAUUCCUUGUGUAUCGGCUCCGGAAACGAGAUGAAGGCAGCUAUGCUUUGAGCGACGCAGGUUAUAAAGACACGUACAAACUACAAGGCGACACGGGGAAGGAAGCAUUCGUGUAAACGAAGUGGAUGAGUUCUAUUUUGUAAGCAGAACUUUUAGCAAUGGACGCAAGCAAAAUUUUUUAUCGAGGUAAUAGUGUAGGUACGAUAAGAGAGGCAUAAAAUAUUGAGUACGCCAUCGAGAUUAGCCUCGCCAACUAGUAAGUCGUACGGUAUUAAAACACAGAUCUUUCACGAUCUGAACUAAUGCAGGACUGCUAGAUGAAAUCGCCUCUUAGAACUAGUUUAUUCGUAAUCAGAAGGUAAAAAGAAGGCUUCUGUCCAUAAUUUGGUAGUUUUGAGGCUUAAAGUAGAAGCGAAAUCGCUCCGUCAGAAUUAUUUUCGUAUGUUUUUAAGGUUAUGACAAGCGGUUAGUUUUUAUCGUACCUUCGUUAGGGUGAAUUGUCCAUAACUUUUCCAGGUUUUUUUGUACAUGAUAUAUAGUUCUUUAUGAUUUUUUUAAUCUAUGUUCUUUUUAAGAGUGUCAAUAUAUCAUUUAAGAAGGCAUGACUAUAUAAUAUUAGUAUAUAUACAUGGAAAAAUAUACGAUUUUAGAAAAAAAGCAAAAAAAAAACCAACAAAAUACAAGUUGCAAUGUAAGUUUCUGACAUGUUAUGUAUUCCCCACCUUCAACAAGGUUUAUAUGUGCUCGAAAUAACGAUAUAAAAGGCUGUUUCUUUAAGUAAGUCGAUAAAAAUAGUAUUGAUAAUUUUUUUGAACAUUCUUUGUGACAUCAAGAGAAGUAACAGAACCAAGGGGAGGUAUUUAUGGGUUUAAUUUAGCGGAUUUUUACGUUGAAUACCAGCAAUAAUAUGCGCCUUCUGGCAGACUGGCACUCAAUUAUUCACAAUGUAAAUGCUCUCGAUUUUGAAACCGCACUAGCAUGUGAAGAAGGCCGCUAAGUCGGUCCCUUUUUUGUAAUAAAUAAACCUUUGAAGUCAUUUUCCAUA